Paramecium pentaurelia is the source of this 1893-nucleotide messenger RNA. The record is from the annotation of a GenBank genome assembly. Lineage: Eukaryota; Ciliophora; Oligohymenophorea; Peniculida; Parameciidae.
AUGUAAGACUAUAGAGGCAAUUUCAAAAGAAUUGAAUUUGGAAUUUAAUAGACUCCAGUUAAAUCUACAAACAAUAUGAAUGAUUUUUAGUCUUCAUAAAAAUUAAAAUAUGAACAAGUGAGCAAUAAACCUUAAUCAGUGAAUGUUAGCUUUGUUAAUGCUCCUGUUACAAUGGUAUCAAAAGAGUUAUUCACAUUAUAAAUACCAGUUAAAGUUAAAUAAUUGACUGAUGAUUGGAAUACAUAAUUAACUUUGAAAAUGAUUAUGCAAUCAAGUUAAUAAGCACAUGGAUAAACAUUAAGAAUUGAAUUAACAGAUGAUACUAACUUUUCAUUUCUAUAAAUAUUGGAUUUAAAUGAAAGUGAAUUUUUGGCAUUAAAAAAUGAAUAAAGUUUACAUGUAGAUUUUGCUACAUUUCCAAUGAAAUUAGCAGACUUAUUAUAAUUAUGCAUAAAUAGUUAAAGAGAUGAAAAAGUGAAGUAUAUAUUAAAGAGAAUAUUGUAGUUUCUAUGUUUGUUUGGAAACCAAGAAUGGUGAAUCAACAUUAGCAGUAAUUGAAAAUAAUGAAUUUAAGAAAUUAACUCAUUUAUCAUUAAGAUUAAGAAGUGCAACAGAUGAUAUACUUAAAUACUUUUUAGCAAAUAAAUUGGCAAUAGAAAAAUAAGAGAAUGAAGAAUUUUAAAAGAAAACUAAGAAAUUGACAGAAUAAUUAGAAGAGAAAUAAUGGGAAUUAGAGAAUUUGAAAUCUGAAGUUAGAAAAUUUACAGAGGAAAAUAAUGCUGUUUUACAAUAAAUGUAAUUAGAUGAAUAAAAGAAAUUAAAUGAUUUUAGAGAAUAAGCUUUAACUAAGGAAACUAAUUUUAAAAGAGAAAGUGAAAAUGAAAAACAAUUUAUAAUUGAAAAAUAUGAAAUAAUUGUUUAAGAAUUAUAAAAUAAAUACACUUAAUUGCAAUAAAUAAAUUAAGAAUUAUCAGAAUAAAAAAUUUAACUUACUUAAUCAGAAAAAGAGUUAAAAAAUAGAUUUUAAAUAAUUUUAUAAGAAUCUUAAUAAUUAUAGAAGGAAAAUUAAGAGUUUAGAAUAUUAAAUAAAGAAUUGGAUACGCUUAAAUUUACUUAAGAAAGAUAAAUAAUAGAGUUAAGAAUAUAAAAGGAAGGAUUAGAAAAAUAAUUACAUGAUAAGGAAGAUUUCUUAAACAAUAAAUAAUAAUUAGUAGACAAUGAAAAAAAAUAAAAUGUAAUAUAUAUAUAUAUUAAUUAAUUAGGUUAUUUUAGAGGAAUAAGUAAAUAAUUAAAAGAAAUAAAUUGAAAAAUUAGAAUAAAGAAUAGCUGUUAUGAGUGAUGAAGUCAAUAAAGGAAAUUAAAUCAUUGAAAAAUUAGAAAAUGAAUUAAGUAAAUAAAAAGAAAAGAAUAAAUUAAAGAAUACUGUUGUUCUUUAAUAAGAAUAAACUGUAUAAUAAUUAUAAGAUGCAAAUGAUUAAAGCAACAAAUAAAUUAAUGAAUGUAUUAAUAUAUAUAGAUAUUAAUUAUAGUGAGAAGAGAGAAAGAUAGUUUAGAAUUGAAAUAUAAAGAUUAAGAAAAUACUAAUUUAGAUUUGAAAAAUAAAUUGGCAGAAAGUUAGAAAUUACUUGAAUCCAAUAAUCAAAUGAUAUAGUAUUUAAAUAAAUGUUUGAAUGAAACUAAAGUUUAAGCACCUGCUUAAAUGCCAGGUUUUUCAACAUUAAAAAGUCAAACUUUUACAAAAUAUACAUCUCCUAUACCAUUAUAAGAAGAUGUAUUAAUUUAUAUUAAUAAUUUUAGAGAAGCUUUAGAAAUUAAAGUGUUACAUAUUAAUAAAAUCAAAAUAAUGUAUCUUAGAUAUCAAAUGCUACAAUAUAAAACAAAUUUAAUUUCUGA